GGAACAUCGAGAUCCCGAAGCUUCCAGAGCCCUACCAGGAAGGAAGCGCCGGGGCCUUCUUGGAGUGGGUGUACGAAACUGGCCAAGUGGUGGGAUCGAUAACGGAUCGCGCUGCGGUUUGGUGGGACAACAACCUGGCUCUGGCGCUGCAGGCGUACAAGAGGUUCCAGCUGGAAUCGCCCUUGAACCGCUUGAAGAUCCAAGUCGGAGAGGCGACGGGUGUGGAUGAGCAGAAAUGGUCGCGGCUGGAGAAGCGGGUCAAGGACUGUCUCUUCAAGUUGUACUCCAUCUACGAGACUGUCCUGGAUGUGACUUUGGCCUUGAGGAAAUGGAAGAGGCUGUUGGGCCGUGCUUCCGAGAUGGGUGUUUCGUUGCCGGAUGGAUCUGUUCUGUUGGUGGCUGUCGAGGCGGCAACUCGUAAGGUGGUGGAGGGGCAUAAGGACAUAGCCUUUAAGCUCAACAUGGCCAAGCAGAAUCUGCAGCUACCCCAUCUUCCCUUGGUGGCAUCGGUGUUAACGUAUGUGGAUCAUAUCUUGGCUGAGUUGCAGCAGGUGAUCCCCUUAGGGAACGACGCCAUUAAGCUUAAGGGCCUCCAGUCCGACCCCAGCUCACCUACGUCCUCAACCAACAGUCCUACAAGACCUGGCGGAGCGAAGAAUGCUUGCAAGCACUUUCUCUCAGAUGAUGGAUGUAGAAGGGGAUCGUUGCGCAAGUACGCGCAUGACUUCGCGUCCAAAGACGAGAAGAGGACAGAAGCACAAGCGCUGCCAACGACAGAUACUACUUCCUCUGCGGCUUCAACGGUCCUUCUGAACAAGAACAAGGAGAAGGCUCUGCAGGCCCAAACCCACAUGAGUGUGGGGGAGCUUGAUGGAGUGAUUCGGUCUCUAGGACUGGUGGAUGGCGAGCCGUCAGCCCUUCUGGACAGCGGAGCUUCUCACCCCUACCGUGCGCCUCGUGACAACAAGGAGCACCAUGAGGCGAAGCGGGUUGCAGUGCAGCUAGCUGAUGGACGAACUGUACGCCUGCGCCAAACCAGUGGAGGGACUCUACUUCCAGCUGCCGAGCUCUACGGCAUCCUGCACCAUUUUGUGUUUCAUCCUCGAUAUGGUUUGCUUCCGACCAAGUUGGUGGGCAACUGUCCAGUUCUCCGAGAGCAUGAAGCUUUGCAGCUGAUCAGUGACUUGGAGGAUUUAGAACUGGCCCGCCUUCGAGACCAAACGAUGGUUGGAGCAGUCCAGACUCUGGAUAUGGACGGCUCCUCUCUGAUGGAUUGGCGUUCGCACUUGGAGGAAUUCCUUAGCAGUGGCCAGCGGAUCUCCCUGAGAAGGAUGCUUCGUGAUCAAGGAUGUCCUCUUUAUGAAGAAGGUGAGUCGAAGCGCAUGGCCAUUGUCGGAGACUUGGAUUUGAACUUCUCGGAGUCUGCGGGUGUGAAGUUUCUCAAAGCCCUACCUUUCAGUAGGGCGCGAAGGCGAAGGCUGCUAAGGACACGUUGGGCUGUUCACUUGUUCAGUGGCGAGGAUGGAGUGAAUGAGUUCAUGGCCUUGGAAAAUGAUGAUACCACUGUAGUGAAUGUGGACGUUCGUGUGUCGAACGGCUUGGACUUGAUGGAUGAUGGGGUGUUUCGAGCCCUCAUGCGGGCAGCUGGUCGAGGUCAAGUUGAGGGUGUCUUUGGAGGACCUCCUCGAGGGUCAGGUGAAGGGCCACCUCUCUUGAUCAGCCGAAUGAUGAUGCUGUGGAUGUUAGCGAGCCAGGGAGCAGCCCGGGAAGGACUUCGCACGCCGUUCUUUGCCAUGGAGCUGCCGCCGAGACAUCCUUUCUGGAGGAGUUCUACAUGGGAGCGCUUCAAUGCUGAGUAUGACUUCCCAAUAGUUCAAGCUCAUGGUUACUUCUUUGCUACAGACAUGGAUGUUCAGGGAGCCCCUGUCACUUUGGAAGCUCUGAGUGAGGAGAACCGGAGUCCUAUAUCGACAUGGUCUUCCUUGGCACGUUCGCGGCUGGCGAGUGGCAUGGCUUCCUGGAGGCAAAGCACUAGGCAGAGCUUCGACAGUGGGAGGCUCGCAUACGCAAUGGGCACGUCCCAUACAGUCGCCAUUGUGCCACCUGCGUCCGUACAGCAGGGUUUCAAGGACGAAGAGAUCCCCGAAGCCCCAAAUAUCGACGAGGAGGAACCAGAGGACCCGUUCGAGCCGGCAGAGGAUGACAUGAACUUGGGGGCCAACCCCGGAGAUGAGCGCCCUCGAGCACCAGUUGAGGAGGAGGACGAGUACCAGAAGGCCAUGAACCAGAGGUUUCAGAACGUGUUUAAGGACAUUGGGGACAACAUUGAGUACCAAACCCUGCAGUACAUGGUUCCCUUGAAGACUAAGACUGCUGCAGAGGUGUUCAAGGCCAUACGCCACUUGUACUUGAGCAUCCGGCGAGAAGGUUUGGUCAUUGUUCGACUACAUUCGGACCGAGCGCGGGAGUUCUGCACUGAGGAGCUCCGUGAUUGGUGCGAGGCUCACGACAUCAUGCCAACUACUGGGGAGUCCCAAGCUCCUCAGCAGAAUGGACGAGCUGAAGCUGCUGUUAAGCAGCUCAAAACAAGGGCUAAAACGCUUCUUCGAGCCAGCGGACUUCCUCCUGACUGCUGGGCCUUGGCUAUGAGGUUUGCAGCUGCGAAGCAGAGAAUGGCGGCACUCAACUUAAAGGAUGACUCUGAUGGCGCAUCUUUUGGAGCUGUGGUGCACUGCAAGGCCAAGUUGUUUGGGGAGGGCGGUCGACAUGAUCUUAAGGAGACUUGGACCCAAGGCCGCUUUGUUGGAUGGUCGGAUGACGUGGCGCAUGGCAAGGUCGUUCGUUUGGAUAAUGGGGGCUUCAUCACCACAACCCACAUCCGACCGUUUCUCAUUGACGCUGAUGACCUGGUGGCUUUGGAUCCUUUGGAGGCCCAUGUGCCGGUGCCUGAGAGACGGGAGCUAGCUCGAACUUUACUUGAAGAAGAUCGGUGCACCAUUCAGGAUGCUGUUGGGUUCUGGGAGGUUGCCAGAAAAUACUCAACGCCCAGGGCAAGAGCAUUCUUUCAUGGCGAGCAUCCCAGCUACUUCUCUACUGGUUUGUAUGCGCACGGAGGCUUCACUGGGCUCCUCACGAACACGUACGGGUAUCCCGUGACCACGGCCUACCUGACCAAGGUCUUCGAGAACUAUGCUGGCCAGGAGACUUUUACUACUUUGACUGUGUCGGAUGAUGUUGGCAUGCGCUGCCAUAGAGAUGUUCAUAACGAGAGGAACACCGACAACAUCCUGGUGCCGUUGAUCGCAAGCGAUGGAGGGGGCGUCUGGAUUGAGUCGCUUCCUGAAAAUCACCGAUGGGAUGAUGUAUGGAGGCAGAUCCCAAAUGGUGAAUGGAGAAGAGGCCAAGUCCAUGAGCUCAAGGCAGGAUCUCCUUUGAGAUUUAGUUCACGGCUGUGGCAUGCAACAGAGCCCUGGGAAGGCCGACGCCUUUUGCUCAUGGGCUAUACCCCGCGCAUGAAGGCCGUGACACAGCCCACAUAUGACUCCUUGCUGGAUGCUGGCUUCAAUCCUCCUGUGUUGAAGGGCCAUGAUUUUGUGACACCCACGUUGAGCAUGAUGAACCUAGCAGCGGAAGAUGCUCGUGUGGACGCUGUAGUUUUUCUUGUACAAGAAGGGUCGCGCCGCCGAAAGGACAGACCUAAUCAAGCCCUACGAGAUGUACAUGCCCUGCAAGAAGACAUCCUAGCACGCCUUGGUCAACGAGCUGAGUUCCUGAAUGAUAUCUUGGCCGAGGAGGAGAUGCUGGCAAGUGAGUUGGCGGAUGUGAGCCAGCUCGUCAAGGAAGAGGCUAAUGAAGCCAAAGAGUUGGUCAUGGACUUGCUCAAGGAUGUUCAGUCUCAGAUCGAUGCGGUUCUAAGAGAGUCCUCGAACCACUUUCUUCGGGCAGCGUUCUUGGCUGAGGAGGAGAGCGAGGCCCUUGGAGAUUUGGAAGCUUGGCUAAGCAGCUUGGAGGAAGAUCUGGGAGUCACACUGACAGUACCCCUAGACCAAGUGAAGGCCAACUUAGAAAAAUGGGUGGACUCUAUUUCACAGGAGCUGUCCAACGUCGAGCGGGGCACGGGGGCUGUAGAACGCAUUUCCUAUGCCGCGGCCAGAGCCUUGGAGGCACAGGGCAAACUCCGUUUGAUACCAGGCAAAAUGGUCUUCACCGUGAAACCUCCUGCGGAACCUUCAUCGACUUCGUCUACAAGAGCAAGAUGGAAGAGAAAGUCAAGGUUGGUCAUCUGCGGCAAUCGUGUUGGGAUCGAUGCCGAUCACACACGCGACCCUCUGUAUGCGGCGGGUGCUUCAGCUGAGAGUCUGAGGGUAGCUUUGUGUUUGGCAUCUGCAGCAGGUUGGUCGGCCGGGUCGACGGACAUCACAGGAGCGUUCCUUCUUGCAGUUUGGCCGAAAGACAAGCCAACCUAUGGGGUCAUACCACCACGAAUCCUCAUCCAGGCCGGCCUGAUCGACGAGAAUACGGUCCUCCUUGUGAAAAGGCCGUUGUAUGGCUUGAGGGAGGCACCAGCCCUGUGGGCAGCCUACCGCACCGAAAGGCUGAAGGAGACUAAGAUCGAGUUCAACGAUGGCGUCUUGGUUCUGCAGCCUUUGGUUUCGGAUAGCGAGCUGUGGCUGAUACUGUAUGUAUCUCCCGAGGCGGAGACCCCAGAGCUCUAUGGCCUCAUGGUAACGUAUGUGGACGACAUCCUGUACCUGGCCUUGCUUACAGUGAUGAGGGCGGUUCAUGGGGCUGUGUCAAGUAUGUGGCCAUGUUCGUCUCUUGAGCUGGCGACCAAACCUGGCGGUCUUCGGUAUUUGGGUAUGGAGCUUGAAGAGGAGGAAGGCGUGUUCGUUUUGGGGCAGCGAGGCUACAUCGACAACCUCGCCAAAAGCUAUGGCUUGGCAGCAGAGGCGGGAGGUGGCCUUCCAUGCCCUAAAGACUGGCUGUUCGAUGACGAGGACAAUGCUGAAGAAGAAAAUUUCUCCGAGGACGAAUUGCGUCGAGGACAAAAAAUAGUUGGAGAGUGUCUUUGGCUCGCCUACAGAACACGUCCAGACCUUGUCUUCAUCACGAAUUUUAUGUCGUCAGUAGUCGGGAAGCGUCCAUGCUUCACGACACGAAUCGGCAUGAAAGUCCUUGCCUACCUCAAUGGCUCCGCUGGACUCCGAAUCACCAUGAAUGGUGUUAGCGACGAGGCUGAGCUGGUGGAAGGUUCGACAUGUGCUUUGCUGCUGGAAUCAGUUCAGGCCCUUCUGUCAGAAGCUUGUGGUUACGCUGGAGUUCCGCGACUGCUUAUAGACAAUGCUGCUGCUAGCAGCCUGCUUAACUGCUCUGUAGGCUCAUGGCGUACAAGGCAUCUGAGGGUGCGUUACGCGUACGUUGUGGACAAGGUUACGACCAAUCAGUUGGAGGUGGCGCAUGUUCCUGGCGAAAGACAGUUGGCUGAUCUGCCAACUAAGCUCCAUGGGAGAUCACGAUUGGUACAGCUACUGGACCUGUGGGGCAUGUGCGGCAUACCAGAACUUAGCCAAGCGAAAGUCCUUCAGCUGAUUACUCUGUCGUGUGUUUUCUGCAUGAUGCUAGCGGUCCAGUCUUUGGGGGCAUGGGGGGCAGAUUUCUCAAAGGAACCAUUGCCUUCGACCGGAGCUUGGGAGCUGACAUUUGUACUUACCUUGUCAUGCGUAGCCGCUGUGUUUGUUUGGGAGCUGAUAAAGAGGUUUUUCAAAUGGGUGCACAGUCUUUGCUGCGGUACUCGGAAGAGUCAACAGCUGCGGCGGCUGAGAGAUAUGGCACGCCUGGCGGCAGAAGCUGAGUUGGACCGAGCCAUGGAUGUGGCCAGCGAGGCAGAGAUGCGUCAGGCUCGGUCGUCUGUGACACAGGUCGUUUUGGCAUCACUGCAGUAG
Symbiodinium pilosum is the source of this 5942-nucleotide messenger RNA. The record is from the annotation of a GenBank genome assembly. NCBI's taxonomy places the organism in Eukaryota, Dinophyceae, Suessiales, Symbiodiniaceae.